UUUUUUUAUUUAUUUUUUGUAAGUAUGAAUACUUCAGAAGCCUUACAGCAAGCAGUUAUCUCAUCUUUUGAUCAGGUUACAAAUACUUCAUUUUUGGGAAAGACAGAUAAGAACGCUUACAUUUACAGAGGUUUUGCCAGCGAUAAAUGGUGUAUUGGUGAUGUUCCUCAUGUAAGAUAUGUAAUGGGUAUCAUGAUCGAUAGUGUACUUCAACACUUUUCUAAUAAAUAUCAAACAGACCCUGUUGCCCUCAAUUGCUUCUUCUUUAGCAAGACUAUACCUGGUGAUCUAAUUUUAGAAAUACAUGAACUUAAAAUGAGUAACAAAGGGUACUGUGUUGGACGAUGCACUCUUAAACAAAGAAAAGACCUAAAGCCUUUAGUUGAAUUAAUAAACUAUAACCCUUCUGACUGGAUUGAUAAGGUUCAGUGUAUUUUUACAAUGGGUAAUAUGGAUAACGAGCAAGGACCUACUUUUUAUCAUAAAAACCCGACGCCACCUCCUACAAUGAAUCACCUUCAACCUUAUAGUUAUCUAUUUAUGGGCGAAUAUCUAACAGCGUAUUUUGAUAUGAGCUCCUUUCCGAUAAACGAUACAGAACCCGGUGUUCCUGAAGUCACGCAAACCAUGGCAUUUUCUGAUGGCAGACCUAUCGAUUUCAAGAGUAUUCCUUAUUGGUGUGAUAUGUUCAUCACUCCACCCUCACUUCUUGGUCCUGCGAUCUUAAAGGAACCUGUGUGGUGUCCAACUAUGCAAUUAGAAAUACAAUUCAAAAGGAAGCCCUCUGGUAAACAAAUUAUGGCUCAUUUUAUCACUCCACACAUAAUAAAUGGACGAUUUGAUCUUGACGGCGAAAUUUGGAACGAAAAAGGAGAGAUUUUAGCUAUAACAAGACAUCAAUGUCUGGUUGUACCAUGGAGUCGUAAUAGCAAAGAUGACUUUAAAACUAAACAGAGAAUAGGAAUAACCACACACAAACCAAAAAUGUAGAAAUGCAUAGAGGUCUUUUAUAUACAUAUAUAUAUAUAAUUAGUUAGUAUAGAAAAGAUAGAUUUACUGUUAAUCUAUUGUUAUUUAUUUU
Messenger RNA from Cokeromyces recurvatus, 1081 nucleotides. Its product is annotated as thioesterase-like superfamily-domain-containing protein. Bases 25 to 990 code for a protein of 321 amino acids. The transcript is spliced from 4 exons. The record is from RefSeq and is a predicted model, not a curated record. NCBI's taxonomy places the organism in Eukaryota, Fungi, Mucoromycota, Mucoromycetes, Mucorales, Mucoraceae.